Molecule: messenger RNA, 1701 nt
Organism: Ctenocephalides felis (cat flea)
Lineage: Eukaryota; Metazoa; Arthropoda; Insecta; Siphonaptera; Pulicidae
Product: zinc finger protein 234-like
Exons: 1
Coding region: 1-1701 (566 amino acids)
Biological process (GO): regulation of transcription by RNA polymerase II
Molecular function (GO): RNA polymerase II cis-regulatory region sequence-specific DNA binding; DNA-binding transcription factor activity
Source: RefSeq, a predicted model, not a curated record
AUGGAUAGCUUCAAGUGGUGUGAUAAGUGUUUUUCACCAGCUUGUAUUUGCAAUGAAACCAAAUCUAUUGUUAAUCCUGGAAUUAGUGAAAACAAUUUUAUUGAAAAUCACAUCGAGGUUGUGGAUCAUGCAGCAACCUACGAUCAGGAAACUGAAGACGAUAUUCAAGCAAGUUCCACAGAUAUAAUAAAUAUCACUGAAAUACAUGAAUGCAAUUUUUGCUUUAAAACUUUUGUAUCUGCAGAUUAUAUGAAUCACAUGAAGAAUCAUUUACAAAUUAAUACAUCAACUUGCGAUUUAUGUGGAUUGAAUUUUGAUAAUAAAUCAGACUAUGAUUAUCACUUAUGUUUCAAUUAUACAAUUGAAGAUAAAAAUGAAGAAACUAGUCAAAAUACAUUAAAUAUAGAACCAUUAGAUGACAUUAUAGAGCUUGACAACAUAUUUAUUUCAGAUGACAAUUCAUCGAAGCCACAGAAAGUUGAAAACCAUAUUUUGCCAGAUAACUUUUUUCAAUAUGAAUGUUUCUUAUGUAACCAAUUAUUUUAUAUACUGGAGCAGUAUUUGUGCCAUAUGAGCAGACAUAACAAUAUCAGUCCUAACGCAGAAAAAAAUUCUUCCGAUGGACAAAAAUUAGAAUGUGAAAACAACAUACCAGAAGUUUCUUUAAUAAAUGAUCAUUCUCUUAAAUUAACUUACUACACAUCCAAUAAAAAGUCGUAUGAAAUUACAUUGGACAUUGAUAUAAACAUAAAUUCUGAUAAAGACUUAUGGAACAUUAUUUCAGUAAAUAAUAAUAAAUUAGCUUGUAAAAUAUGUAAGAAUAGUUUUUCUGAUAUGAAUGAUUUAAAGCAGCAUAUCACUAGUCAUUAUGAUAUAUAUCAGUAUAAAUGUAAAAAGUGUGAUAUGCUAUUUAAGAGAGUCCGUGAUUUUAAAAGACAUAUGUCAAAUCAUAAAAGACAAAAAUUUAAUGAUGAAAAUUUUAGGGAUUUAGUUACUGAAGAAACCAAUAUGCCAAUGAACGAUGAUCAUUCAAGCUAUGAAUGUGACCUUUGUGAAAAGUCUUUCAUUAAUAUUGAUGAUCUUCAGCUUCAUAUACAUGAACACACAAGGGAACCUAUAAAAUGUGAUAUCUGUGAAGAUAUAAUUGAGAAUAGUUCUGAAUAUAAAAUACACAUGAAAAAACAUGUAAAUGACGAAACUUUAAAUUGUGAAAUUUGUGGUAAAAAUUUUUCAACCAUUCAAAUGUUCAACCAACAUAAAGAAGAGCAUUUGGCGAAAACUGAUAUUCAGUGCACAAUUUGUAAGAAAAAGUUUAGUGCUAUUAAUAAUCUCAAAAUUCACAUGGGAGUUCAUUCUUCAUCUAGACCAUAUUUAUGCUAUAUUUGUGGAAAAACAUUCAGUCAACUCAGCAACCACGACAUACAUAUGAGGAUGCACUCUGGUGAAAGGCCUUUUGUAUGUAAUAUAUGUGGAAAAUCUUUUAGUCAGAGUGGUCAUCAUAAAACUCACAUGAGAACACAUAAUGGUCUCAAGCCAUUUCGGUGUACUUGUUCAAAGUCUUUCAGUGAUUAUGGAAAUUAUAUUAAGCAUGCGAGAUUGCAUUCGGGGAAACUGCCAUUUAAUUGUACAGUAUGUGAUAAAGGUUUUACUCGCAAAAAAAAAUUAGAAAUACAUAUGCUGAUGCAUAUGGAUGUAUUAUGA